CAACCAGCCGCUGCUUGGAUGAGGGAGAAGCAACCUAUCAAGCAACCUAAGCUGCGAAAAAGAAGAAACACGUCUCGAGUUCUCUUCAGGGGAAAGAAGCGAAAUUACUCCAAAGUCGUUGCAAGUCGUUUUAAAAGCAUGUGGGAUCAAUGUGGAUAUGAGAUGGCGUCGACAUAUGCGUUAUGAUUUGAGCUGAGAGAAAGGAGUUGAAAUAAUUUCCCCCCAGAUUUGGAAAUCGUAACUUCAGGAGAGGGUGUUUGGAAAACGCUGUAUUUGGAAGAGGAGGCAUCUUUGAACAUUAUAAAGUCAUGGCAGGCUGGGCGAGGCAGUGGCCUGCUGCUCCAGAGGGACCAGGCUCAGGGCCUGCAGGUGGACAGCUGAGGAUCAGAGCUCCAGGCCUGGGCAGGAUGAGUCGGCGGGAGGGGAUCUCACGGACUCCAAGUGAAGAACACAGAGGAUGGGGGCCAACGGUUCCAGUUCCCCCCACUCCUGCUCCACUCGUCUGGGGGGGCAGGCGCAGGCACAGCACACAUUUAUAGGGACGUCGUCGUACUCCCAGCACGGCUAUGGCUGGGAUGCCAGGCUGUACAGCCUGGAGCACGGCUCCGAGCGGCCCGCCGACAGGAAGAAGAAAAGCCUGGGCCUGGCCACGCUGAAACGCCGCUUCAUCAAGCGCCGCAAGUCCGGCCGCUCGGCCGACCACGCGCGCCAGCUCCGUGACCUGCUGUCGGGCUGGGACUUCCGCGACGCCAGCGCCCUGGUGGAGGAGUACGAGGGCACGGCCGCCCUCAAGGAGCUGAGCUUCCACGCCGGCCUGGCGAGGGCCGAGGCCCCCAGCCUGCAGAGAGACCUGGCAGCUCUCUAUCAGCACAAGUACUGCACCGACGUGGACCUGGUCUUCCAGGACACCUGCUUCCCAGCCCACCGCGCCAUCCUGGCCGCCCGCUGCCCCUUCUUCAAGACGCUGCUGUCGUCGGCGCCCGGCUACGGGGCCGAGGUGCUCAUGGACAUCGAGACAGCGGGCAUCGACGUGCCCAUGUUCUCGGCGCUGCUGCAGUACCUGUACACGGGCGAGCUGGGGCGGGGCGGGGCGGGGGACGCCCGGCUGCAGAACGUGGACCCCAGCGCAGGGCCGGCUGAGAGGCCAGGGCUGGCCGGGGGCCAGUUCAAAGCAUCUCUGUCUGGACCAGCGCAGCAGGGCUCUAUCUCCAUCAUCUGUAACGGCCUGUGUUCCCCAGGCUGUGAGGACCUGAUUGUGGAGAGCUUGUCUCUGGACUCCCUGGAACCCAUCCUGAAGUGGAGCUCCCAGCCCUACGGAUCCAAGUGGGUCCACCGCCAGGCACUGCACUUCCUGUGCGAGGAGUUCAGCCAGGUGGUCACCUCAGACGUGCUGUACGAGCUCAGCAAGGAACACCUUCUCAGCGCCAUUCGGUCAGACUACCUGCAGGCGAGUGAGCAGGACAUUCUCAAGUACGUUGUUAAGUGGGGCGAGCAGCAGCUUAUUAAGAGGAUGGCAGACAGGGAGCCCAACCUGCUGAGCGGGACAGCCCACAGUGUGAACAAGCGUGGGGUGAAGAGGAGGGACCUGGACGUGGAGGAGCUGAAGGACAUCCUGUCUCCCCUCCUGCCCUGCGUGCGCUCCCAGCACAUCCUCCCCGCCAGCAGUGACGUCCUGGCUGACGCCAUGAAGAGGGGUCUGAUCAGCACCCCUCCCUCUGACAUGCUCCCCACAGCCGAGGGGGGGAAGGACAACGCCUGGCUGCGUCAGAAGAACGCAGGCAUCUACGUCAGGCCCCGCCUCUUCUCCCCCUACGUGGAGGAAGCCAAGUCGGUGCUGGAUGAGAUGAUGGUGGAGCAGACCGACCUGGUACGCCUGCGUCUGGUUCGCAUGUCCAACGUCCCCGACACCCUCUACAUGGUCAACAACGCCGUGCCCCAGUGCUGUCACAUGAUCAACCACCAGCCAGCGGCUGCCAACCAGAGCACAGCGCCGUCUGUGGUGGCCAAUGAGAUUCCAGUGCCCGGGCUUGCGGUGGUGAAGGAGAUGGUGCACAGGCUGCAGGAGCUGAGGCACACGGAGCAGGUGCAGCGGGCGUACGCCCUUAACUGCGGCGAGGGCGCCACCGUCAGCUACGAGCUGCAGCUCCGCGUGCUGCGGGAGUUCGGCCUGGCGGACGGAGCCACAGAGCUGCUGCAGAACCCCUACAAGUUCUUCCCAGAAGAGCGAUUCGGUGAUGAGAGCCCGGGGCCAGCUCUGCGCCAGGUGGGUCGUUGCCGGGUCAACAGUAGCCCGGCGAUGGACAGCAUGUUCACAGACCUGGAGGGGCUGUCAGGUUUCCACCCUCCCCUGCCUCCCCCUCCUCCCCCCUACCACCCCCCUGCCACCCCCAGCCACGCUCAGCUGAAGGGGGCCUGGAGGCCGCGGGUUCCCAUGCCAACCCCGACCCGCUCCUUCUCCUACCCCUGCACCCUGCUCCAGCGCCACGCACCCAGCCAGCUGAGCAGCCCUGACUACCCCUCCUCAUCCAGACCCCCUCCGCCCCCUCCGCCCGACUGCACCACCCCCCAGGCCAUGGGCCGGUCCCUGCUCGCAGACCAGCAGAUGAGCGUGGAGCCUGUGAUGAGAGAGUUCAUGCCGGACAUUGCCCGGGGGGUUUCGGUCCUGACCCUCAGGGAGCAGCACAAGGCCGAAAGGGUGGACAGCGAGGAUUCCACUCCCAUGACCCCCUCGGCCCCCCACCCACCCCAGGGGCAGUGCCCCUCCUCCCGCCACAGGGACAUUCACGGCCCCUCCUGUAAGAGACACGCCCCGGACCCCAAACUUGAGGCCCAGGGGGACUACCCCGACCACUACGACUUCUCCUGUGGACCCUCCACCCCCACCUCCGGCCACCCCCCACCCUACUACGCCAGGCCUGACCUCUACAGCCACAGCUGCAACCCCUCCAGCACCCUCCCACCCUCCUACCUGUCUGACGGCCAGCCCCCCGGCCACGCCCAGGGACGGCCAGCCCCAGACCCCCUGAGGCUGGACCUGCUGGGGCUCCCCCCCCCGCCGCAGGACGCGGCCCAGGCUAACCCUCCAGGGGGGGGGGACACGCCCAGGGGACGAGCCAACGAGACGGACCUGACCCGCGGGUUGGGGCACUUUCGGAGCUCCCCCAGUGGGAACCUGGAGGGGUAUGAAGGGAGGCCCUCCUCCCACAGGGAAGCCCCAGAGGAGAGGCUGGUGGCUGGGGAGACGUCAGGAGCAGGGCCCCUGCAGCCCCAGAGCGACGGUGUCAGCGAGGAGGCAGGCAGAGACCGCCGGGCACCCAGCAAGCCUGAGUACCCUUACAAAAAGUCGGCACUUUAACCCCGGCAUGGACCGUGUGGGCUGAGUUAUGAAAAGGGAACAGUGAGGGGGGGGGGAGAUGACCCCUCUAAUAUCCACAGCAGAGCACUCAUUUGUGUGAGAGUGUGUAUGUGGAGAGAGAAAGAGAAGACACACAGAGUGAAGGGAUUGCAGGAAAUUUGCUAUUAGUGUGUGUGUGUGUGUGUGUGUGUGUGUGUGUGUAUCCCAGUACUCUAUAUAUCCUGGUCACAGUAGCUGGAGGUCUGUAGGUUGGUGAAGGAACAAUGGCUCUAGUGUUGCUUCUGCCUGUUUGGAUUUAUACAGCUGAAGCUAGCCUCAGUCAUGCAGGCUGGGAGUGAUAAAUCAUGGACACGUCUGUGUUCUUUUCCCUGCUCCCGGCCCUCUCUCCUGGCUGACACGCUAACCCUGGAGCAGCGAUAAGUAGCAAAACCGAGAAUGGCCGGGCAGGAAGUUGGUUGAAACAGGAUGUAGGUCAGUUGAGGUCAUUGUUGUUGUGUGGAUGCUGCUGUUGUCUUUGGAGUCAUUGUGUCCAGCCCCAUCCAGGUGCUUUUACAGAGGUGCAUGGAGAGGGGAGGGGGGGU
This is a messenger RNA of Osmerus eperlanus (European smelt), 3936 nucleotides long. Its product is annotated as BTB/POZ domain-containing protein 7-like. Gene Ontology annotation, molecular function: protein binding. Gene Ontology annotation, biological process: morphogenesis of a branching epithelium. The transcript has 12 exons. Bases 458 to 3355 code for a protein of 965 amino acids. NCBI's taxonomy places the organism in Eukaryota, Metazoa, Chordata, Actinopteri, Osmeriformes, Osmeridae. The record is from RefSeq and is a predicted model, not a curated record.